CKCGGAAYACCUGCUURWCCAGCUCACCCCGUACCAAGCUGCCCUCGCUGCCCAGAGGAGGGGCAAUGCGGGAAGGGGAGAACGCCGGAAUCAAGAAGCUUUGCAUCCUCACUGCCAUCAAGCCAUCCAACGUGGAGAAGGAGAAGGUGAAGUUCUUCAAGUCUGACUUUAGCUACAAUCCUCAGUUUGAGUACAGCAACCCCGUGUCUCCGCUGGUGCUGGCUCGCCACAACAAUGCCUCCGACCGCUUCCUGACACAGGCGGUGCGUAUCAUGGAGUUGGCCCUCCAGAAGUAUGGUAAUUAUGAGAAGUUUGAGCAAGCCACAGGAGGCAACCUGCUCACCAAGUACCGUAUCUGGUACCUGGUCAAGAAGUACAUGGAAAAGGAGGGUUGUAUUGGGGAGAUAGUGGUCAACGUGACAGACGACCUCCUCUCCAGAGCGUCCAUGACGGUGGUGAACAGCCGGCCCACUCUGACCAUCAACAUUGCCACAGCCCGGGAACACUGGUUGGAYGGCAUGCUACGACACGAGAUCGGCACACACUACUUCCGGGGCAUCAACAACGCCCAGCAGCCGUGGAACAGCGGAGUCGGCAGGAAGAAGCACAACCUCCGACCUUUGAACCCCACGGAGGAGGGGCUGGCCAGCAUCCAUUCUGUCCUGUUCCGUAAGGACCCUACCCUGUGGAGGGCUGCCUUGCUCUACUACACUGUGUACCAGGCCAGCCGCAUGUCCUUCUCUCAGCUGUUCCACAGCCUGGGACGCUUUGUCCAGGACCCCAACACACGCUGGGACUAUUGUGUACGAGCCAAGAGGGGACAGACCAACACCGCACAGCCAGGUUGUUUCAGUAAGGACCAGGUUUACCUGGAUGGCAUCCUGAAGAUCCUGAGACACAGAGAGAAGAUUGACUUCCAGCUGCUAAUGUCCCUGGGGAAGGUGUCGUACGAGGACGUGGAUCGGCUGAAAGGCCUGGCGCAGAUGGAGCCCGUGAGGAUACCUCACUUCCUGCAGGACACAGCGUGCUACGCUGAACAGCUGGAGAAGAUUAUGGAGGUCAACCAGCUGACUGACGAGGAGCUCGGGGUGCUCAUCCGAGAGGACUAGUGGGCSUGCACACUCAGUUACUCCAGCACAUAGCUUUUAUAGGUUAACAGCAACCGGACCAAGAUCCAUUUGGGAUUGAAACGUUUUGUAAAUAACAAAGGCAUAGAGGUUGUUAUAAAGGUAUGUGUUGGAGUAUGUGAGUGUGCGGGUUCUUCUGUCCCAGUACCCCAUGAAAAGUGACCAUAUGCUCCUCAUCUGAGCAUACCCAGAAAGAAGUGACCCCUGACCCUCCAGCAUGCCACACUUCCACCGAGCUACUGAGCUACCGAAACCUCAUUAAAGUCAGUGACAUCAUUCACAGUGACAACCCUGCAUCUCUCACUACCACCCCCAACAGGCAAAAUGGCAUAUGAUGUCAUGAUGAUGUAGUUUCCUGGUUGAAAACGGGUUUUCUACCACGUAUGGUAGCUGUGUGKCGUGACAUGACUUGUGCAGCGUACUGUAUUGUAUGUAGGGUUUCCCUCUCCAUCUCUCUCUUGCACCCCAAAGCUAAGUGCACUUCUAUUUUCAAUCUUCUGUUCCAAAAACUAAUGGGUUCCUAUGCUUUUACUGUGCCCUUGGUUGGUUGCUGUUCUGAUAGUUGAUGUUCAGGGAAUUACCCAUGAACCAGAGAGAGUGUGUGGUUGUCAGGAUCGGGCUGCAGUAUGAGACAUACAGGAGAGAGAUGGCUAUGGUAUCAUAAAAGCACAACACUGAUUCAUGAUGUGCCAGGUCACAGUGGAGGAAGGCAUGUGGAAGAGGCAACCUAACGAAGCACAAGACAGCAGCAUAGUGCUGAGAUAGUAGGAUUGUGACAGCAUAGAAGUGCAUUGUGGAUCAUAUGUAUUUGUGCCCCGUUGAUGUAUCCGGCAAGAGGUAACCUUGGUGCAGCAGCAUCAAUCCCUACAAACACCCACCGUCUUAAGAUUUGCACUUUUCUCUCCAGAAUUUAUAACCUUUCACCUAUGAACUUUGAACUGCUUUGUUUCUGGCAGUUUCCUUAGAGAUAACCUUAUAACCUUACACUGAUGAACUUUCCUUGCUGCAUUUUAAAACCAACCAAUAGGCCUAUUGUUUUUAAAGGCACAGUACAACAGUAAUAUUGUACUGUAAUGUUUUUCUCCGUUUGUCAAACAUGAUUGACAGGUUGUUGAUGUUCUUGCUUUUGGUACAUGUUAUGAGAACUGAACACUGUGAUAUUUGAUAAAUAUUGUUCUAUUGACACUUCCACCAAGCCUGGUCCUAGAUCAGUUUGUGCCGUCUUGCCAAUAGUUAUUUCCAAUGACCAUAGGAGUUGGCAGGACAGCACAAACUGAUCUGAUCUGUAGGUAGCAUGUUUGCUGCCGAUACUUCACCACAAAUGGCCCUGGCCAGAUCCAACUGUAUGAUGAGCACUAUGUAUUGUAUUGUACUGUAUUUUAAUACCUCCUGAUGUUCACUGAAGCCCUGGGAAACCCUAAUAAAGUGGAUCCAUCACCUUGGA
Salvelinus sp. IW2-2015 is the source of this 2571-nucleotide messenger RNA. RefSeq names its product putative tyrosine carboxypeptidase MATCAP2. The record is from RefSeq and is a predicted model, not a curated record. Lineage: Eukaryota; Metazoa; Chordata; Actinopteri; Salmoniformes; Salmonidae.